AUGUGGACCCAAUUGACCAUGUGUCAAAAGCACGAGUUACUGCAACAGCAAAAAGUUAACCAAACUCAUGAAGAUAAUCACUGGCAUCAUGUCGCAACUGCUGCAAACACUUCAGCCGAUUUAUCGCGUGAGGAAAAACAGCGAUUUAACGAUCAACUAAACUUUAUAUUAGACAUGCGUCUAUUGCCACAUAUUAUACUCGAGCAAAACGAACAGGCCAUUAUCAAAUUAGAAAAUGAUGAAUUUGGAAUAGCUCUUACACAAAUAGCAAGUGAAGACUGCGAGGAGAAUUUUAUGGCACAAACGUUUGCAGAUAAAAGUUUUCUGUCUAUGCUUAAUCUUCUAUUAAAUUAUGACACUCAAACAUCAGUGGAUCCGUUUGCUCUAAAUGUGGUCGCAAAUUUUGUUACCAGUUGUUCGAAACCCCCACUCCUUGGAUUUGCCCACUUAGAGCCUCCCUUUUCAAUACGCUGUGUUGAGGUAGGUGAUGAUGAGGAUACUGGUGAUACCAUAGGCAGUGUUAUACGAGGUUUUUUCACCAUUCGCAAAAAGGAUCCAUUAAAUCGUUUACCCACCUCAUCCACCUGUUUCAAUUUACUCAAAUUGCCAAAUUAUCAAAAGAAAUCAACACUAAGAGAUAAACUUCGUUAUGCAGUUACUAGUAAUACCGGUUUUGAACUGUCAUAA
This is a messenger RNA of Lucilia cuprina (Australian sheep blowfly), 687 nucleotides long. RefSeq lists its product as uncharacterized. Bases 1 to 687 code for a protein of 228 amino acids. Gene Ontology annotation, molecular function: ubiquitin protein ligase activity. Lineage: Eukaryota; Metazoa; Arthropoda; Insecta; Diptera; Calliphoridae. The transcript is spliced from 2 exons. The record is from RefSeq and is a predicted model, not a curated record. Gene Ontology annotation, biological process: protein polyubiquitination; ubiquitin-dependent protein catabolic process.